This is a messenger RNA of Medicago truncatula (barrel medic), 3024 nucleotides long. Its product is annotated as proline-rich extensin-like protein EPR1. The record is from RefSeq and is a predicted model, not a curated record. The transcript has a single exon. The coding region runs from base 48 to 2819 and encodes 923 amino acids. NCBI's taxonomy places the organism in Eukaryota, Viridiplantae, Streptophyta, Magnoliopsida, Fabales, Fabaceae.
CACAAGCAAGCCUUACAAUACAUCAUUUGAGGAUAUUUGUUUGCAAAAUGGGGUUAAAGGGUGCUGCAUCUAUCAGCAUAAUGCUCCCCCUUAGCUUCCUUUUUUUCUCCACUCUUGCCUCUGCCCAUUCGGGUCGUAAACCACCACCACCACCUCGUUUUAGGACACCACCACCACCUACUUUGCCUUCCACUAAACCUCCACCUCAUUCAAUGACACCACCAAAGCAAACUCCUAUGAAAGCGCCGCCUACUCCUACAAGACUACAACCUAUUUUGUCUCCUUCUACCCAACCACCUCAUCCAACGAUACCACCACCUAAGAAGCCUCCUACGAUUUCACCAUCUACACCUACCACACCACCACAAACCUUGACUCCGUCUAAACAACCAAUUCGUCCAAUGACACCACCACCUAAGAAUCCUCCUACGACGGCACCACCUACUCGUUACACACCACCUACUUUGCCUCCUUCAAAACAACCACCUCAUUCAAUGACACCACCAACAAAGCAGGCUCCUAUGAAAGCGCCGCCUACUCCUACCACACUACAACCUAUCUUGUCUCCCACACAACCACCUCGUCCAACGACACCAUCACCUAAGAUAACUCCUAUAACACCACCGACUCCUACCAAAUCACAACCACCUAAGACGACUCCUGCCAAACCACCAACUCUAACCACACCACCACCAACUCUGACUCCUUCUGGACAACCACCUCGUCCAGUAACACAACAACCUAGGAAUCCUCCAACUUCAACACUUCCAACUUUGCGUCCUUCUACACCUCCACCUCAUUCAUUGACAUCUCCACCUAAGACGGCUCCUACCAAAGCGCCGCCUACUCCUAGCACACUACCUCCUCGUCCAAUGACACCGCCACCUAAGAAGCCUCCUACAAUUUCACCAUCUACACCUACCACACCACCACCAACCAUGUUUAAUUCACCGCCACCUCGAACAAUUGCACCAUCACCUAAAAUGCCACCAACAACAUCGCCACCUACUCCUAUCACAUCUCCGUCGAAGCUACCUCCCACACAACCACCUCGUCCAACGACAUCACCACCUAAGAUAACUCCUAUAACACCACCGACUCCUACCACAUCACAACCACCUAAGACGACUCUUGCCAAACCACCAACUCUUACCACACCACCACCAUCUCUGACUCCUUCUGGACAACCACCUCGUCCAGUAACACAACAACCUAGGAAUCCUCCAACUUCAACACCACCAACUCCUUCAACACUUCCAACUUUGCGUCCUUCUACACCUCCACCUCAUUCAUUGACAUCUCCACCUAAGACGGCUCCUACCAAAGCGCCGCCUACUCCUAGCACACUACCUCCUCGUCCAAUGACACCGCCACCUAAGAAGCCUCCUACAAUUUCACCAUCUACACCUACCACACCACCACCAACCAUGUUUAAUUCACCGCCACCUCGAACAAUUGCACCAUCACCUAAAAUGCCACCAACAACAUCGCCACCUACUCCUAUCACAUCUCCGUCGAAGCUACCUCCCACACAACCACCUCGUCCAACGACAUCACCACCUAAGAUAACUCCUAUAACACCACCGACUCCUACCACAUCACAACCACCUAAGACGACUCCUGCCAAACCACCAACUCUUACCACACCACCACCAACUCUGACUCCUUCUGGACAACCACCUCGUCCAGUAACACAACCACCUAGGAAUCCUCCUACUUUAACACCACCAACUACUUCCACAAUUCCACCUUUGCGUCCUUCUACACCUCCACCUCAUUCAUUGACAUCUCCACCUAAGAAGGCUCCUACCAAAGCGCCGCCUACUCCUAGCACACUACCACCUCGUUCAAUGACACCGCCACCUAAGAAGCCUCCUACAAUUUCACCAUCUACACCUACCACACCACCACCAACCAUGUCUAAUUCACCGCCACCUCGAACAAUUGCACCAUCACCUAAAAUGCCACCAACAACAUCGCCACCUACUCCUAUCACACCACCGUCGAAGCUACCUCACACACCUCCACCUCGUGCAAUGACACCGUCACCUAAGAUAACUCCUAUAACACCACCAACUCCUAUCACAUCACAACCACCUAAGACGACUCCUGCCAAAUCACCAACUCUGACUCCUUCUGGACAACCAACUCGUCCAGUAACCCAACCAUCUCGUCCAACCACACCUCCACCCAAAUUGACACCCACUUCACCAACAUCUACUCCCACCACAACACCACCUACGUUUCCUCCUCCAACACCACCAUCUCGUCCAUUUACACCUCCACCUAAAUUGACACCUACCACACCGCCACCACCACCUAUGUCGCCUCCUUCUACACCCCCACCAAAUAUAGGAUCACCACCAAUUUUUACGACACCCCCACCUAAGUUACCUUCUAUCACACCACCAUUUACUCCUACACCACCAUCUUCGCCGCCACCGCCGCCACCACCACCACCUAUGUUUCCUCCUUCUAUACCCCCACCUAAGAUAGUAUCACCACCAAUUCUUAUGACACCCCCACCUAAGUUACCUUCUACCACACCACCACCACCUCCUUCCAUACCACGUAAUUGUCCCAUGGGAAACUUGCAUGUUUGUGCCAAUUUGUUGAAUAUAGUGAUUGGUCGUCCACAAAACCAACCUUGUUGUUCUCUUAUCAACGGUCUUGCCGAUUUUGAAGCAUCAGUUUGCCUUUGUGCUGCAAUAAAGACAAAUAGUAUACCGGGAGUAAUUCGUAUUAACCAUAGUAUUGCCUUGAACACACUCAUCAGCAGGUGUGGGCGCAAAAUGCCUAAUGGAUUCGCAUGCAGUUAAGAAUAUACAAUAUGUAUCGACAAUGGUUAUGCAUGCCAUCUAUCUUGGUCAUCUUAAAUAAUCUAUGUGUGCUUGGUGAUUGGUAGAAGCCUCUCACAUUCCUACCUUUUUUUUUUUUUUUUUAAUGUUUAUGUGUGAGCAAAAGUUGCUAAUAAAAAGUAAAAGUAUUGAUAAAGUUAAUAAAAUAUUUUAGUGUUAUUGCUUA